AUGGGAAUAUUUUGGCCGAAACCGGCGAUAGACGACGCGCGCUGUCGGGAUGCGAGCGCCGCCUGCUGGGGCCCCUGCCAAGCCACUGUCCUCGCACUCCUAGAAGGGAAAAACGACUACCCAGGCACCGCACGCGAAGUCCUCGACCUCAUUUACGAGCGCAUGAACAGUGGACUCGACCAACACUUGACGUCCAUGAAAGGCACCUUCAGCUGGUGCUGCGAGGCCGAAUCCUACCUCGAGGUAUACCUCACGACGCGUGACACGCAAGACACGGAGACUCUGCGCAACAAUGUUGCUGUGCAUCUCGAGAAGGCACCGGCCAUGACCACGGCCUCGCUGAAGAGCAUCGAAAACAGCCUGCUAGCCGUCAACGACGCCAUCGGGCACCUCGCUGCGUUCCGCGUCGCCAUCAACAACAACUUUGUCGUCCGCUCGCAGGACUGGCGCGCGCAGCGGAACAAGGUGAUCCGCAAGCUUGACGCUGCCGAGACGUGCUUCCAAGCGACCAAGGAGGCACUCGAACGCGCUCGCAAUGUCCUGAAGCGCGACUCACACCAAGUCAACGCCAUUCAAACCUGCAGCCGAAUUGUGCAUAACUUUAUCCGGCUCAACAACCGCAACGUGCCGCAACUCCAGGCGCAAAGCGAAAUGCUUCUUGGGCUCUGCAGGGAUUUCAUUGGCAUUGCAUCCGUGCCCUGUAGUCUGUUUUAA
Messenger RNA from Saprolegnia parasitica CBS 223.65, 714 nucleotides. RefSeq lists its product as hypothetical. NCBI's taxonomy places the organism in Eukaryota, Oomycota, Saprolegniomycetes, Saprolegniales, Saprolegniaceae. The transcript is spliced from 2 exons. Bases 1 to 714 code for a protein of 237 amino acids. The record is from RefSeq and is a predicted model, not a curated record.